AGUUAAGGAAGUAGUUAAGGGUUUGAAACUAAUAAAGACACAAGACUGGGAGGCACCAUGGCCUCAGGAUCUAUUUUCAAUAACUGCUUUAAAAUUAUUCUAUAAUAAUCCACCAGAUCAAAAAUAUUUGGAAAUUAGACCAAAUACUAGUGAGGAUAAGCUAUUGUUCUUAUCUAAUACUGGGGGACAAAUGACUGUUGCAGCAAUUUCAGCAAUAAUAAAACGAAUGGACUAG
Molecule: messenger RNA, 235 nt
Organism: Racocetra persica
Lineage: Eukaryota; Fungi; Glomeromycota; Glomeromycetes; Diversisporales; Gigasporaceae
Source: the annotation of a GenBank genome assembly